AGUCGAACCUCAAUGAUUUGUUUCUCAUAUCAAAACAUUUCAGUGUUCAGUGAUUCAGAGUCAGAUAGAUCUACGUGUGAAACGACAAACCUGAGUUCUGUUGCAAUCAAGCAACAUGGCUUUUCAGAAUCAGGUCUUGUUUGCCAAAGACAGUGUGUACAUACACAUCAAUGUUCAGGAUGCCAAAGACAAAGAUGCUCACAUUGCUGGAAGGGUUUUCUUCUUGAAGAAGCCCGAAGGCUACUUCAUUGAAUGGAAAGCAGAGGAGGUCUUGAGUCUGGAAACACAGAAUGAAGAAUGGGAUGUGAUUGGAUCAGUGGGUUACAAAAAUGACAGAGAUGCUGAUUCUGUCACGAUGAAUGCCAAAAUGGAUGCAAGGCGGAAAUACAAUAUCAGCUUUGACAUACUGGACCUGAAGAGCUUCAAGCGUAGUGCCCCAAAUCAUGGAUGGGCUUACAUUAUAUUCAUUCUCAAGGAUGGAAGUACUUUCCCUCCCUUGCACUUUCACAAUGGUGGCUCCAAAGCAUUACUUAAAGAAUUGGAGAAUUUCAUUCACAUCCGCAGGUCACCUAAUGACCCUCGCCUGUUCAUCGUGAAUGACCAUGACCCAGAGAUGUUGUCCAAAUCUUUCAAUGAGCUGGCGAUCUUCUCCGAUUCUUCUGGUGCUUUGGUACAGAAUUUCAUCAAAGACUCUGACAGAGGGUUACAUAAGAAAUUCAUCAAAGACCCAUACACCACCACAUUGGGAGGCUUCUCCAAAGUGACCAACUUCCUGCGGGAUGUGCUCAUGACCCCAGAGAAUCAGAUCGAGCGGCCGCAGUCCGAAGUCGCCGAACUGCUGCAAGAUGACAUCCCCGGCAUGGAGAUCUCGCAGAUGGAGGACACUGGUUUUGAGGUUGUCACCAAGACCAAGUUGCCACCCAGACCAUCUGUGAAAAGGUCGGAUCCCCUAACAGCCAUGCAGUGGAACGCUUUCUUUGACUCCGAGGGGCGAAUUACGAAGGUGGAGGAGUUGAAAGACAUCAUUUUCAGAGGGGGUUUGGACCCUGCUAUUCGUGGGGAUGUUUGGAAAUACCUCCUCAACUUCUAUGACUGGGACUCAACGUCAAAGAAACGUCAGGACCAAAGGAAAAGGAAGGUCGACGACUACUUCCGUAUGAAGUUACAGUGGAAGACAAUAUCUGCGGAACAGGAGAGGCGCUUUUCUCUCUUGAAAGAAAGACGUGGUUUGAUAGACAAAGAUGUGAUGCGGACUGAUCGGACACAGAAGUUCUUCAGUGGAGACAAAAAUCCCAACCUCCAAGUCCUCUAUGACAUUCUUUUGACAUACUGCAUGUACAAUUUUGAUUUGGGUUACGUACAAGGCAUGAGUGACAUUCUGUCCCCUAUCCUAGUUGUGAUGGAGAAUGAGGUGGAUGCCUUCUGGUGUUUUGCAGGGGCCAUGGAGAGAGUGUGCCACAAUUUUGAGAUGGACCAGAAUGGUAUGAAAGUUCAGCUGUCCCAGAUUCACAAGCUUAUGCAGGUUUAUGACCCAGAACUGUGUGCCUAUCUAGAGAGCCAUGAUUCUGGGAACUUCUACUUCUGUUUCCGAUGGAUCUUGAUUAUGUUCAAAAGAGAAUUUCACUUUCAUGAGAUUCAAAGGUUGUGGGAGGUGAUCUGGACAGACAGGCCGUGCACUAACUUCCACCUCAUCAUCUCUUUAGCUAUUCUUGACACAGAAAAAUCUACCUUGAUGGAGAACAAAUUUGGCUUCACUGAAAUUCUGAAGCACAUCAAUGACAUCAGCUUGUCCAUCCCGCUGGAGGAGACACUUUGCAAAGCCGAGGGCAUCUUCCUGCAGCUGAAAGAGUUCAAGAAGCUGCCGGCCCCUGUGAAGGAGAUCCUGGGUCUUCUCCCCUUGCCCAUGUCGGUGUCCAUGGAGAACAGUAUCUUCAUGUCCGCCAGCAGUCACCAGGACAUCAAGCCGGAGAAUGGGGGUCAGCGAGUGGACACUCCGCAGCUUUUGGCAACUGGAGGAGGUGGUGGUGGUGGUGGUGGGGCUACUGCUGGCGCGGGGGGACUGUCACACUCGGGCAGCGGGACACAGCUCAGCAGCUCAAACUCAGGUCGUUCGUUGGUCAACUCCAAUAUGGAUUCUAGUUUAGAGAUUCUGGAUGACGAUGCUAAGAUAUUUACGUAGUCCUGCUUCUUUGAUCUAAAUGUUGUUGGGGUUUUUUUUCUCAUGUAUGUUUUUUUUUAUGACAGAAAUGAAAAGUAGAUUACCCGCCCCCUAUCUUCCUUCACAGUCACGGACUGUUCUAAAGAUGUCAUUGCCUUUAGGGUUAGAAUAGAGAGGAAUGUUGAGAUAUGCUUGAAAAUGGAUACACAGGAGAGGGGGAAUGAUCCUCCUUAUUUUUCUAUUGGCUUCCUUUUUUUCUGUGAUUUUUUUUUCCCCCACAGUGUUAUGGGACUGGUAUAUUUUUUCCGGAAGUUUAUGGAAUUUCUUUGAUGUCUUGGCGCUCUAGUUUAUUCACUUUUAUUCUAUGGAUAACGAACAUUUUCAAUACGUAUAAAUUGACAACAGAGUGAAACAACAGAUUCACAAUGGUGCCAGUUUUUUUCUGUCUCUCAGAAAAUAGUGAUAUAGCAAAUUUUAGUGACUUGCCUGUGCAUUGGGAAUUUCACAUCCAACUGGCAAAUACUUUUCCUCAGAAAACUGCUUUUUCAAUGCUGUAUUAAAAUUAGCUCUUGUGUGUAUUAAAAACUAGUCUCGGAGUGGCAUUUCGUAACUGUAUAAAGUAUCUUAUAAUUGUAAACAAAAAGUCAAUUUCAUUCCGUCAAUUUUGUGUCAAUUAUAACGGCUUGUGAACAGUCUGAUUGUAUCCUGCUGCCUGUGUAGGGCGCUAGGCUUUCAGUUUUUCAGUUUGUUUCUUUGCUGAGCUCAUAUGGUAAUGUUUCCUAAGGAAGGGCACUUUGUCCAUUGUUCCUCUGUUCCCUUAACCACUGGAAGAGAAUGACAUAUUAUAUGAAUGAUAACGGGUCAGGGCAUAAUAUUUUGCCAAUCUGUAUGUCCUUCUGGGAACAGAGGUGGUACUGCAAAGUGCAGCGUCCACAACUACCAAUUGAAUUACUGAGCUAUUUCGACCUUUGAAGGAGAUACAAGGUGAUGGAUGACUGAGAAAUCAAAUGGAUUGCUGAUUUUGAAAAUGUUUACUUUUGUUCCUCCAACUACUGCAUGUGAUACAAGAUAUUGAGACCCUGUUUUUGACUUGCUACCCAAUCAUAUAUAUUAUAUAUAUAUAUAUAUAUAUAUACAUAAAACGUUUGUGGUGAAUUGUCUGAGGUAAUGUGACGAUGGGCUUCUGAAAACUCAGGAGUUUGAUGUCCUGUGUUUAUCAUAUUAUUCUCAAGAAUGUUGGGACUUGGUAAUGUGUGACUGGUGUUCGUGUGUAAGCUCUCUGGCUUUGGGCAGACUCUCACAAACAAAGGCACAAAGGGAAGUAAACUGUGCGGCUUUUUCUUUGAUUUCUUUCUUGUUGGUGGCGUUGUUUUGGGAGAUUUGUUUUCACACUGCUGAGAAACGUAUACACAAAUGAAAUAGUCGUUGUUCUACUUCUCUCACAGCCCGUUGUGUUGCACAGGUUUUUAACUUUGGACAGGAAAAGUCACACGUAAAUAUGUAUGGAAGGAGUUUAUAGCUUAUCAUUUUUUUAAAAGGAGUCAUUUUAUACUGCCUUUGAGCUGGAGAGGGUAUUUGCGCUCCAGAGAUAAAUGCGGACUGGUUAAUAGAUCUAGUGUCUAGUGACUGAAAAGUCAUUCUUUCGCAAAGGUGCAGACGUGUUGUGAUUAAUAACUUUUUUAUUGUGAUCCCUUAUGGCCAUUGUUUAAGUACGUAUUUGUUGAUUCCUUAUACUUUUUUUUUGCCUGUGUGAUGACAUCAGAUUGCAUGAUUUUGUUUUGUUUUGCUUUUUGCUUCUGAAGUUUUUCUUCUUAUGUUAAGUUUGGCAAACUAUUUUGUGCAGAGUAUUGCUAGUAUGAGGAAACAAGGAUUUCAAUGUCUUAGUAAAGGAAUUAGAAUUUUUUCAGUCACUGCAAAACAUGAUUUGUUUUUCAUUCCUGUGUUGAUGUUAUUACACAUUUAUUUUGUUGUCAUCAUUACAAUGUGGGGGUGAGGGAUGGAAUGUUAACUGUUGUUACUUGCCGUAGUUACUUUUAUAGAAAGAUAUGUGAGAUAAAAAAAAUGUUAGGAGUUAUUUUAUUAUUUUUGUCACUAUUUUUAAAAUCCAAAUGCAUCGUUAUUAAAUCUUCCUGCUUUAAAAGAAAGAUUCUGCUUUGCACUAUCAUAUUAUCUGGACACUUUCACUUUCUCACCUGUGGCAACUUGCCCUCAUGUGAACUAGAUAUUCCAUUUGCGCUGCCCUUUUGUCAUUGCAGUGACAUCGGUAGAUACUGAGUUUGUAUUAUGAUGUCAGUUCCCACAGAUAUUUAGAUAAUGGAAGAACUUGUUUCCAGGAUGUGUCAAAAAUGUUACAUAUACUGACACUGACAUACACUUUAGUGAGCUCUGAAAUUUUAACUAGUGAUAUAGAUAAAGGUCAUUUGAAGGCUUAGAUAUGAU
Aplysia californica (California sea hare) is the source of this 4597-nucleotide messenger RNA. RefSeq names its product TBC1 domain family member 15. The transcript is spliced from 16 exons. The record is from RefSeq and is a predicted model, not a curated record. Gene Ontology annotation, biological process: activation of GTPase activity. Bases 116 to 2179 code for a protein of 687 amino acids. Gene Ontology annotation, molecular function: GTPase activator activity. NCBI's taxonomy places the organism in Eukaryota, Metazoa, Mollusca, Gastropoda, Aplysiida, Aplysiidae.